This is a messenger RNA of Cicer arietinum (chickpea), 649 nucleotides long. The record is from RefSeq and is a predicted model, not a curated record. NCBI's taxonomy places the organism in Eukaryota, Viridiplantae, Streptophyta, Magnoliopsida, Fabales, Fabaceae.
AUUCGCCUUCAUCUCCCACCUUCCUACAUGAAACUUGUCGCGUCUUUCUCUUCUUCCUCUUCACAUCAUUUUUUUCAUCUUGAUGGCAUUUUUAGAUUUGAAGAAAUAAUGGUGAAAAACAGAUCUUCUGUCAGCACAUCAAAUGGGGUAAAACCACCGUUAUGUGGAUGUAAACAAGUGAUGAGGAUGUGGAUGGCUAACACUCCUAAAAAUCCUAAGAGGAAAUUCUGGAAAUGCAAAAAUUAUGGUAGUGAACAAAGUUGUCACCUUUUUGUUUGGGAUGAUGAUCGAAAUUUGCAUAAUGGUAAUCAAAAUCCCUCUACGGUUGCUGCUGGUCCUGUUUCUGCUGAUACUGUUGCUCUUGAUCAUGUUGCUCCUGCCUGCAAUAAUUGUGACAUGAUGAAGAGUUUUAUGAUGAACAAUUCAAGAGAUGUUGACAAAUUGAAGAAAAAAUUAGAAAGUGAGAAGAAGAAGAAGAUCUGGCUUGUGAUUGCCCUGAUAAUGUCUUGGAUUUAUUUUACUAUUUUUUACAAGAAUUAGAAAGUGAGAAUAAGAAUAACUUGCUAGUAAGAGUGUGGAUAGAUUUAUGGAAUGUUGGUGUAGUUUGGAUGUUGCUGUUAUGAUGAAUAAAUUAAAAGUCAUUUUUUUA